GUCAAAGUCAAAUAUACGAAAAAAUGCGUUUUGCAAUCAUUUCAACAUUUUGCGUAAUAUUGCUAUAAAAAAUUGUUUAAAAGUAUGCGUAAUUUAUAGAAUCGUAUGCUUUAAAACACAAGUGUAAUUGUAUAACAUUAAGAUUUCGGAAAUCAGAAAAAAAUGGCAAGUUCAGUCAUACUAGCGGGGUUAGGCAUGGCAGCAGUCGGGUUCGCCGGCCGCUACGUCUUACGUCAAAUGCCCAAUGCCUCAUCAAAAUUUGCAGAAGCUGUAAGAAACUUACCAAAAUUUGAUGCUGAAAGUUUAGCCCAUUCUAAAUAUUACAAAGGAGGCUUUGAACCGAAAAUGACAAAAAGAGAAGCUGCAUUAAUUCUGGGUGUCAGUCCCACCGCAAAUAAAAAUAAAAUAAGAGAUGCGCAUCGAAAGAUAAUGCUUCUAAACCAUCCAGAUCGAGGUGGCUCUCCAUUAAUUGCAGCCAAGAUCAAUGAAGCUAAAGACCUCUUGGAGAGUGGAAAGUCAUAAUGGCAACAUGUGAUUAGUAGUAGUGAUUACCUGUGUACAUAUAAAACAAAUAAAUAUAGAACAAUGUAGUGAACAAUCAUAAACAUUGGUUGUUGGAGACACCUGAAAAUUGUAGUCAAAAAUACUUUGCUGUAAGGGUAAUAUAA
Spodoptera exigua (beet armyworm) is the source of this 668-nucleotide messenger RNA. The record is from the annotation of a GenBank genome assembly. NCBI's taxonomy places the organism in Eukaryota, Metazoa, Arthropoda, Insecta, Lepidoptera, Noctuidae.